AAAAAAAAAAAUUGCAGUCCGUAACAAAUUUUGGCAACAUUUUUUGCUAUUACUACAUACGGCGCCUCACAGCUGACUAAUGUGUCCCCAGUUUUCGGCGAUAACUCGGCCUCGUCGUAGUUCAUCUUAAAUUUAAAAAAAAAAAUCGUAGUCGUAUUUUUCAGUUUUAUUUCAUUCUGAUUACUCGAGCGGUAACCUACUUGCACCAUCCCAAUUCAUGACAAUUCAAUUUUACGUCAAUAUUUUUUUAAAAGAAAGGUGUCUAGCUCCCUUUUGUGAAAUAUGCACAACAAUUUCAUUAAUUUUCACAAAUAGAGCCAAGGGGUAAUAAGGAUUGAAAAUUUUUUUCUAAAAAAUAAGUGUUGUUGCAAUCUUUAAAUUUAAGAAAGUGCAUGUAUAUGCGACGUUUUUAACAUUUUCAACAUUAUAGCGACAGCAGCCCAUGGCUACAGGUAAGCCGGUAAGGUAACAGGUAAACUUGUAGGCUUUAGCCUAGCUGCUAUAUCUUUUAAGUAUUUAACAUCUCGCCAGUUUUAAAUUUGGAGCUUAAAAUUGGUUUUGAAUCGAAAUUCCAAUUUAUCAAUAUAAAUAUCAAAUAUUCACGAUUUCACGGAAAUUCACGCAAUUCAUUAAAAUUCGUUAUAUCUGGCAUCGCUGUCUGUGGAUCAUCUAUUUUUGUCUGUUGGGAAUAAAUCAAACAUCUGCAGUUUAAAAAAAUCGUAAAAGGGUAUUGAAUAUUGUCUCUGCUAAUAAUUUACAGUAUCAUUAAAAAAAAAGAAACACUGGUUUUGGAAGAAAAAUUUAUGAUGGCAGAUUCCUCUGAAAUCAAACUUAAAUCUACACCAGGAGAUGGGAUUUCGGCAGUUCGUUUCUGCCCUAAUUCAACCCCGUAUCUUUUAGUUUCUUCUUGGGAUGGAUCUGUACGAUUGUAUGAUUGUUUCACAAACAAUCAAAGGUUACGUUACAAUCAUGACCGUGCUGUCCUUGAUGCCUGCUUUCAGGAUACCAUACAUUCUUUGAGUGGAGGCCUUGAUGGUGUUUUGAAAUUGUGUGACCUGAACAGUAAUUCAGAAAGCAUUUUGGGUAUUCAUCAGGAUUCAAUAAGAUGUGUUGAAUAUUCAACAGCUGUUAACCAAGUUUUUAGUGGAAGCUGGGAUGCUUCCAUCAAAUCUUGGGAUCCAAGAUCAAAGGCAUGUUUAGGCACACAUAUGCAAGGGGACAGUGUUUACACUAUGGCUCUGAAUGAAGAAAAAUUGGUUGUAGGUACUGCUGGAAGAAGGACUUUAGUUUGGGAUCUCAGAAACAUGAGCACUGCUCUUCAAAAGAGGGAGUCAAGUCUGAAAUAUCAGACUAGGUGUAUCAAAUGCUUUCCUAGUAGACAGGGAUUUGUUUUGAGCAGUAUUGAAGGUCGAGUAGCAGUAGAAUACUUUGAUCCUAGCCCAGAAGUGCAAAAGAAAAAAUAUGCUUUCAAGUGUCAUCGGAUCAAGGAAGGAGACAUCGAGUGUUGUUACUCAGUUAAUGCUAUCAGUUUUCAUUGUGGCUUCAACACUUUUGCAACUGGAGGAUCUGAUGGUCAUGUUAACAUUUGGGAUGGCUUCAACAAAAAGAGACUUUGUCAGUACCGUCGAUAUCCCACAUCUAUAUCUUCACUCUCGUUUAGCUUUGAUGGUUCUCUUCUGGCUAUUGCUAGUUCUUACAUGUAUGAACAAGGAGAACCGUCAUCUGCUGGGAGCCCAGAAGAUGCUAUUUACAUACGCAAGGUCCAAGAACACGAAGUUAAACCAAAAUAGUUUGGCACGCAAUACGUUUCCAAGUUUGGCUUGUUCAAUAAUACUAUGAUCAUUAUUUUUUUUACUGUAGGUCUGUAGUUGUCAUUGUCGAAUGAAAGAUGACCGAAUACAUGGCUUUUUUAAAAAUCUUU
Daphnia pulex (common water flea) is the source of this 1921-nucleotide messenger RNA. It is a transcript of the gene Bub3, whose product is annotated as mitotic checkpoint protein BUB3-like. The coding region runs from base 804 to 1790 and encodes 328 amino acids. Gene Ontology annotation, molecular function: ubiquitin binding. NCBI's taxonomy places the organism in Eukaryota, Metazoa, Arthropoda, Branchiopoda, Diplostraca, Daphniidae. The transcript has 9 exons. Gene Ontology annotation, cellular component: bub1-bub3 complex; mitotic checkpoint complex; kinetochore. The record is from RefSeq and is a predicted model, not a curated record. Gene Ontology annotation, biological process: mitotic spindle assembly checkpoint signaling.